This is a messenger RNA of Colletes gigas, 1158 nucleotides long. RefSeq lists its product as uncharacterized. The transcript has 4 exons. NCBI's taxonomy places the organism in Eukaryota, Metazoa, Arthropoda, Insecta, Hymenoptera, Colletidae. The record is from RefSeq and is a predicted model, not a curated record. Bases 1 to 1158 code for a protein of 385 amino acids.
AUGGCAAAUACAUCCUCAAUGCUGUCAAUAGAACAAUAUCAUGAUAUUUGUCCUGAAGAUAUUACUAACUGCACAAGUGUAGCUGUUUCUAACAUUGGAAGUAGUUGUAACGAAUCAAGAACAUUAAAUGAUUUACAAUGUUUUGUAUGUGAUGCAAAAAUUCAGGGUCGUCAUUAUGCAUUGGCUACAUGUAGAACUCAAACAUCAAGAUCUAAAGUAAUUGAAAAACUUGGAGAAUUAGUUGGUGAUAGAUACAUGGUAGUAAUAUCAGAAGAUGAUGUAAUUUGUCGAAGUUGUGCUAAUCUCAUUAAUACGCUUGAUCGGCUCGAAGUUGAAACAUAUAGCUUGCGCGAUAAUAUCUUACGAUUCUUGGAACACAAAUAUUCCUUGGAAGAAGGAGAACUUCUUGGCAAUAAUGAAAAGCAAAAGCGUUCGCAACCACCACAAAUCACAAAAUGUAACAAUCAAAUUGUAACUAAUUGUCAGGGUAAAAAACAGGAUGUUAUUCUAUCUUCACAUGUUACUGAGAAAGCCAAAGACAAAAGAAGUAAUAUUUGGUUGCAAUGUGAUAAAUGUCAGUAUACGACACUUCAUAAUUCAUUUAUGGUACAUCAUGUUAGAGGUCACAACAAACAGAAAAUAUUUUGUGAUAAGUGUGGGAUACAGUUUCUUGGAACUCAGCAAGAAUCCCAUAAUUGUAAUUUAAAAGACUCUUUAAAUAAUCAAGAUAGAAUUAAAGAUGAGCAAGCAGAAUCAUCUAUGAAAUGUAUUAAUGAAACUGUAAUGGAUAUUCCAAUUUUGGAAAAAACGAUACAACAAACUGUACCAAUUAUGACCAUUGAAACGUAUACGGAAUCACACAUUUCAAAUCACAAUGAAAGUAUGCCUAUAAUAAGAUUAUCAAAUUCAGAAAACUUACCCAUACAAAAUAUUUUAACUUCUGAUAGUAGUUCUGCAACUAAUCAGCCAAUAUAUGUACGUGUUUUACAACCCAUUGAAAUUAAUGAAACACCAACACAUUCUACAAUGAUGACUGUAUCAAAUUCUGAUACAGAUCUAGCAAUGAAACUUAAAGACAGUUCAGGAAAACAAAUUUUAACAUUGACAGAAGAUGGAAAUUUGGAAAUGACAGAAGUAGCUUGCUGGAAUGAUUUAUAA